Molecule: messenger RNA, 1944 nt
Organism: Pestalotiopsis fici W106-1
Lineage: Eukaryota; Fungi; Ascomycota; Sordariomycetes; Amphisphaeriales; Sporocadaceae
Exons: 1
Coding region: 1-1944 (647 amino acids)
Molecular function (GO): flavin adenine dinucleotide binding; oxidoreductase activity, acting on CH-OH group of donors
Source: RefSeq, a predicted model, not a curated record
AUGCGUGCGCAUACUUUGUUGGGCCUCUUCUUGGCCUCGCUUUCCUCCUUUGCUCAAGGUGAAGACCUUACCGGCUACGAAUAUGUCGUCGUCGGCUCCGGAGCUGGUGGAGGUCCCGUAGCUGCACGACUGGCUUUGGCCGGCCACAAGACACUUCUCAUUGAAGCCGGCGACGAUCAAGGAGCCAACGUCAACUACACCGUGCCGGCUUACAACGCCAAGGUGUCCGAGGACGAAAAGGUUUCUUGGAACUUUUUUGUCCGCCAUUACGCCGACGAUGAGCAGCAGGCACGAGACUGGAAGACCAGCUACGAUACCCCAGAUGGUGAUAUCUACACUGGACUUGACCCUCCCGAGGGCUCCGUCAUGAAGGGCACCUUGUACCCCCGAACCGGUACCCUCGGAGGCUGCACGGCACACAAUGCCCUCAUUGCCGUGUACCCCCACCAGUCGGAUUUCGAAUAUAUUGCCAACCUGACUGGCGACGACUCAUGGUCGCCUACCAACAUGCGCACCUAUUUUGAGAAGCUCGAAAAGAACCAGUACCUGCUCCCUGGUAUCGAGGGCCAUGGAUACGACGGAUGGCUCGAGACAGAGACUCCGCCCCUGAGCAUCGUCCUCGGCGAUACCCAGCUCCUGUCCAUGCUUACUGGCGGCGCUUGGGCCUUGGGCAACUUGACUGGCGGCUUGAUCGAUCUUGCUACGCUCAUUGCCGGUGAUGCAAACGCCGACACCUUGAGCCGUGACCAAGACCCGUCAUACUACCAAAUUCCUCUGAGCACCAAUGACGCACACCGAACAGGUGCUCGCGAGUUUGUGGUGACUGUCCGCGAUGCCGUCAACGAUGACGGCUCCAAGAAGUAUCCUCUGGACGUCAGACUAAACUGCCACGUCACCAAGGUCGUUUUUGACAACAGCACCUCGCCGCCCACUGCAACUGGAGUCGAGUUCUUGGACGGUGCGCAUCUGUACAGUGCCAGCCCUCUGAGCGGCGGUGUCGGUACUCCAGGUUCUGCUACCGCGUCGCGGGAAGUCAUCAUCUCUGGCGGUGUCUACAAUUCGCCCCAGCUCUUGAAGCUCUCUGGUGUUGGUCCCCGAGAGGAGCUCGAGUCCUUCAACAUUUCCGUCAUCAAGGACCUUCCUGGUGUCGGUACAAACCUGCAAGACCACUACGAGAUCUCCGUCAAUGCCAAGGUACCUACCAACUGGACCGCUUUCGAGGGUUGCACUUUCAGCUUUGAUGGAGAGUAUGACGAGUGUUUGGAUCGCUGGAACACUUCCAUCCUUGGCGACCGCGGUACCUAUUCUUCAGCUGGUUUGGCUGCUACCAUGCUGUACAAGAGUACUGUCACUGAAGAUGAUAGCUUCGAUGUCUUUGUCUUUGGAGGCCCCGUCAACUUCCGAGGCUACUUCCCCAACUACAGCUACAACGCCACCAAGUUGCACGACUGGUUCUCGUGGGCCAUUCUCAAGGCCCACCCGCGCAACAGAGCCGGUAGCGUCACCCUCAGGAGCUCUGAUCCUCUGGAUAUGCCCGAGAUUGUCUUCAACUAUUUCCAGGAUGGAGCCGAUGAGGACUUGCAGGCUAUAUACGAGGCGAUUGAGCUCGCACGAGAUGCCUAUGACCGCCAACUUGUGCCGACCAUUGAGUCGCUGCCUGGCAAUGAGACGGACACGGAAGAAGCCGUGAAGCAGUACAUUCGGGAUGGUACAUGGGGCCACCAUGCUUCGUCCACCUGUCCCAUUGGUACGGAUGAUGAUGAGUAUGCGGUUUUGGAUUCGGACUUCCGCGUCCGCGGAGUCAGUGGCCUGCGCGUCGUAGACGCUUCAGUAUACCCACGCAUUCCAGGCACGUUUACAGCAGUUUCCACAUACAUGGUUGGCGAGAAAGCCGCAGAUGUCAUUUUGGCAGGACUGACCAACACCACUGAUACUUCUUCGUAA